Messenger RNA from Branchiostoma floridae (Florida lancelet), 1602 nucleotides. Its product is annotated as tetratricopeptide repeat protein 23-like. Gene Ontology annotation, molecular function: protein binding. The transcript has 13 exons. The record is from RefSeq and is a predicted model, not a curated record. The coding region runs from base 19 to 1536 and encodes 505 amino acids. NCBI's taxonomy places the organism in Eukaryota, Metazoa, Chordata, Leptocardii, Amphioxiformes, Branchiostomatidae.
CAUAAGAAACCGCCAGCCAUGGCAGAUUUUGAUGAUUUCCCACCGAGUGAUCCGGAGCCUGAGGAGCCGCCUGCUGUGGUGACUCCGGCUCCUGUUAUCCCCAUAGUGGACAUCCCUACAGCAGAACCCCCUCCCUCACCCUCACAACAUGGAGACGACCAAUCAACGGUCAGGGACUCACCAAGUGAGGAGGAAACAGAGACUGGGCAGUCGGAAGUUGACUCCGAGAGACCCCCAAGCACCCGGCGCAAAACCAGGCGUAAGAAGAAACGUCUGGUGAACGGGGUGGACAUGACACCACCUGCAGAGCUGCUUAGGAAGGCUGAGAGGAGAGCCAAGAAGUAUAGGAGUGACAAAAAGGUGGAUGAGUGUAUAGCAGAGUUAGUGAGGUGUACGGCCCUGUCCAGGGUAGUGUAUGGAGAUGGUGACUGGAGACUUGCAGAGGCACACACCAACUUAGCAGCAGGCUAUCUGGAGCUCAGAGGACUGGCUCCCCAGGCCCAGCAGCAUGCAGAGAUGUCCCGCUCCAUCCUGCUGGGAGGUGUGCACACAUCCCACUCCAGCCAUACCAAGGCACGGAUCCUGGAGGUCCUCGUAAACAUGCACCUCAUCCUGGGGAGGGCGCUCACAUCGCAGAAAAAAUUCCGUGAGGCAGAGCACUCCUUAAACAGAGCCUCUAAGGUGUGUGAGGAGAGACUUAAGGUGCCGGGGCUCAACAGUCUGGAGCAGACAGACCUGGAGACAAGGGUGGCCAUCGCUCAGGGGAAGCUGUACCUUGCUGACAAAAACCCAUCAAAGGCAGCAAGAUUCAUGGAAAAGGCUGAGGAUCUGAUCAAGGAGAACCAUGGAGAAGACAGUGUGCAGCUGAUCCCUGUGUACCAGGACCUGGGAAGGAUAGAGCAGAGUAAGGGAGACGACACUGAUCAUGACAGAGCUGUGGAGUACUUCCUACAGGCCCACUCUAUCUCUGGAGUGAGCUACGAGUCGGGGAGUGUGGAGAUCGGUAGAACGGCGCACGCUCUGGCCAUGGCGUAUUCAGCCUCUAACAUUGCUGAGGGAGAAGCCUCAGCGGAGACAUACCUGGAAGAGUGCCUGGGUAUCUACCAGGUGGCGUACGGGCCGCACCACCCGGACACACUACGGGUGCAGGACGAGCGAAGCAGGCUGCUGGUCAGGAUGGGCAAACAGGAGGAAGCGCUGGAGGCCCUUCGGUUUAACCUGCGCCCCAAGAUGGAGGCGUUUGGUGAGUACAGUGAGGAGGUGGCCGAGUCGUACCAGCUCAGCGGAACCAUCCGCCUCACGCAGGGCAAGAUGGAGCCGGCACUCAAGAGCCUCAAGAAGGCUCACAUGAUCCAGUCUAACCUGUUUGGUGCCGGGCACAAAAAGGCAAAGGCAACACAGCAGCUCAUAGAUAUGAUCACAAAGACUCCUUCUGUAGCUGCCAAGCAAACGUCCACAGACAGCAAGAAGCCGCACUUCUCAGCCAUCGUGGGGAGGAACACUCAGCUGGGAGGGUUUAAGGCUGCAUUGUUCUGAGGAGCUGUGAAGUCAUAGUCUCCAAUUAGACCCUACGGUGCCUUAGAGAUAGUGUCAAAGCCGGCC